Salvia splendens (bonfire salvia) is the source of this 1229-nucleotide messenger RNA. Its product is annotated as titin-like. The coding region runs from base 168 to 560 and encodes 130 amino acids. The transcript is spliced from 2 exons. The record is from RefSeq and is a predicted model, not a curated record. NCBI's taxonomy places the organism in Eukaryota, Viridiplantae, Streptophyta, Magnoliopsida, Lamiales, Lamiaceae.
GUAGCAUGAAGGUUAUCUUCCCGUCGCCAAAUAGUAUUCAAAUAGCAUGAAGGUUAUAAAGCAAGUCCUUAGCGUCAAAUAGUAUUCAAGAUGAUUCAAGUUGGCUAGAAUAUAUCAAUUUCGAUCAGCAAGAGGUUGCAGCUGAUCAGCAAGAGUUUGCAGCUGAUAUGCAAGAGGUUCCCGCUGAUCAUGAAGUUGUUCCAGCUGCACAGGAAGUUGGUAUGGUUCUAGUUGCGCAGCAUUUUGGUAUGGUUCCAGUUGAUCAGCAAGAGGUUGCAGCUAAUCAGCAAGAGGUUCCAGCUGAUCAUGAAGAGGUUCCAGCUGAUCAUGAAGUUGUUCCAGCUGAUCAGGAAGUUGUUCCAGCUGCACAGGAAGUUGCUGAAAUUCCAAAGGUGACUGAUAGGGCAAAAGAAAAAGAAGGAUGUUGUGCAACUGGAACCAUACCAAAAUGCAAACAAUACAUUAAAACAAUACCAGGAUGUUGUGCAACUGGAACCAUACCAAAAUGCUGCGCAACUAGAACCAUACCAACUUCCUGUGCAGCUGGAACAACUUCAUGAUCAGCUGGAACCUCUUCAUGAUCAGCUGGAACCUCUUGUUGAUCAGCUGGAACCAUACCAAAAUGCUGCGCAACUAGAACCAUGCCAACUUCCUGUGCAGCUGGAACAACUUCCUGAUCAGCUGGAACAACUUCAUGAUCAGCUGGAACCUCUUGCAUAUCAGCUGCAACCUCUUGCAUAUCAGCUGCAAACUCUUGCUGAUCAGCUGCAACCUCUUGCUGAUCGAAAUUGAUAUAUUCUAGCCAACUUGAAUCAUCUUGAAUACUAUUUGAUGCUAAGGACUUGCUUGAUAACCUUCAUGCUAUUUGAUACCCUUCAUACGAAUAAAGAUAGCUUUUGUCAUCGAAAAAGAAAAAAAUAAAGAACAUUUUCUGUCCUUUUGUACCAAUCAUGAUUGGCGAUAGUUGGAUGAAAUAUACUUUGGUUAGAAUUUCAAUUAUUAGAAGGAACAUUUUACCCUCUGUUUCUUCAUAAUUGAGUCAACUUUUAUGGGCUUGAUAACUCGGGAAAGCUAAGGACUUGCUUGAUACCCGUCGCCAGCUUUCUCAACCAUUCGGUAAUAUAAUCACCAUCGCAACACCACUUGAGUUCUAGAUGGUUCUUUUGGUAACAGGAAGAUGAUACUCGAGGGAGUUCCUUAACUCGUUUUUCGUUUCUCGUUUCUCUUGU